AUGAAAACAACAACGUCUGACUCCGACAAGCUGCAGAAGCCACGCGUUUCCCGCCAUGGCAAGCAGAUGCACCUCAACUACGAGUGCCCGCAUCGACUGAACGUCACCAAAGUCUACCCUGUACAGACCCCACGCGGUGCCGACAUUAUCAUCUCUGGAUACGAUCAUGGUCUUCACAUACUCUGGAGAGGUGGCAGGCCGCUGUCGACCGCCUCGCGCACUGUCCGCGAGCGUGUCGACGACUUAGCAGGAACCCGAACACACCGCACCGAGUGGAAUCAUCCCAUCGACGUAACCACGUCUGCCGUAACCGAGGACAUUCCUGAUCAGGACAAGCCGCGCUACGAUGCUGAAGACGAGGAGCUGGACGAAGAUGAGCCAUACCCGUCCUUCACACAAGAGCUGAAGUUGUCUUUUGGCAGUCCCGUCCUUCGUCUGGCCCUGCCAAACGUCCCACAAGCUUCUUCCUCGCUACAAUCCAAGGCCCGCGUACCGCUCAUAAUCAGGCAACGCAUUGUUCUGGCCGUCGCAUGUGCCGAUGCUACAUUGCGCCUGAUCACACUUCCCUUGACACCUCCAUCGGCAUCCGCCAAGAGAAAUGGUCGCCUAGGUGCUCAGAUUUGCGAACUUAGCCCAUCUGCUGCGUCCUCCGCUAUGGCUAGGGACAUCGCCCUCACAUGGACGAGCAGCUCAAGUCUGUCUGAUGCAAAUAACCAGAUGGACCUCGACAAUCCACAACAACAACAACCCACUGCAAACGACGAGAAGCUCGAUCUACUGGUUGCCUCCUCGACCUCGGUUCACCUCGAGACUCUUACCUUCUACCGUAUCCCUAUCGCCUUUGACGAAUUGACAGGCGGCAAAAUCCCGACCGCCGUCAUUCCAUUCCACGCCGUACCGCUUUCAUCCUCCUCUCAGUGUCUCCGCUUCAGCACAGCUCAAUACCCCUCGCGCCAUCAUUCACGUCUCCUUGUUGCUGACGUAAAGGGUGCUUUGAAGAUCUACGAUCCGCUCGCGCCAAAAGGCCGUCCUUCGUCUCGUGCUUCUGCCGAUGACUCGUCCGCCGAGACAGGUAGCUGGAUUUCGGCCUUCAACACCUCUUUCCAGAUGCCCAAGGGAGCCACAAGCAACUAUCCCGGCCUUGCCCAGAGGAGAAAGAUCGUAGACGUCGCUUGGGUUUCGGGAGCCAAGGCUGCUCUGGUCUUGUUGGAUCGUGGUGAAUGGGGCGUGUGGGAUAUCGACGGUGUAACACAGAAAAAGAUGAACACUUUUGUCAUACAGGGCUUUAUCGGUAGUCCCGAUGCUGCACCUACUUCGGAACUCAAAUCUAGAUCUGCUCAGGGACUUGCGCCAUCGACACCCAACACUCGCCAGCAACGACAGGAAUCACUCUUUGGCGCACCAAAGCCUGCUGCGCCAGCGACGACUACAGCCAGAGGAGGUGUGUGUGCCGUUGCAACAGCUGGAAACCAUGGACAUGUCGAUGAUUCGGUCGUUCUGUGGUACGGCAGUGACGCAUACCACAUCCCGAGCCUUGCAGCCCUCUGGCAGCGCAGUCUCAACAGCAGCGGCAAGGACAUUGGAUCCCUCUACGGACCUGGACUCUCACACAUCGAAGGCUUGGAUCUUUCUGGCGAGAUCCUCAACGGUGUCACGCAAUUUCCUGUUCGAUCCACUGCAAUCAACCUAGGAUCCAUGUCUCUACGCGACUUUGUAGUUACUGGCGAGUACAGUCUUAUCAUUAUCCAGUCUAUGCGGCCACAAAAACCAUCUAGAUCGCUAUUCGCUCAAGCGACAGGCGGAUCGAGCAAUGGUCCUAGCGUUUUCGAUCAACACCUACUAGAACGCGGAGAACUGGACCUCGGUGGCAUGGACCGUUUGCUCGACGGCAUGGGCAGCAGGAAUGGUUUCGCACCUGCGGCGACCAAGAAACGCGUUGGAUUUGCAGGGUAG
This is a messenger RNA of Aureobasidium namibiae CBS 147.97, 1953 nucleotides long. RefSeq lists its product as uncharacterized. The record is from RefSeq and is a predicted model, not a curated record. Gene Ontology annotation, molecular function: protein binding. NCBI's taxonomy places the organism in Eukaryota, Fungi, Ascomycota, Dothideomycetes, Dothideales, Saccotheciaceae. The transcript is spliced from 2 exons. Bases 1 to 1953 code for a protein of 650 amino acids.